AUGUAAGUUAAAAAGACUGAGGUGGACGAGAGAAUCGAGCGCAUUAAAAAUCACAAGGGAGUUAAGGGUUUGCUUAUUGUUAACUACAGGGACGAUAAAGAUGGAGGUCAAAGCUAGCCUUAGUUCGUUAGAUGUACCAUGCCUUAGGGACCAGAAGCCACUAAUUACGGAGUUAAAUUAGCAUCUCUAGCAAGAUAAGCUAGAAAUCUAGUAAGAGAUUUAGACCCAUCUAAUGAUUUGACAUUCUUGAGAAUAACAUGUAAGAAAUACGAGAUGAUGAUAGCCCCUGAUAAAGAUUAUUUCUUGAUCGUUAUACAAUGCCCUAGUGAGGAAGAGGCUUAAUGA
This is a messenger RNA of Stylonychia lemnae, 345 nucleotides long. NCBI's taxonomy places the organism in Eukaryota, Ciliophora, Spirotrichea, Sporadotrichida, Oxytrichidae. The record is from the annotation of a GenBank genome assembly.